Molecule: messenger RNA, 1465 nt
Organism: Diatraea saccharalis (sugarcane borer)
Lineage: Eukaryota; Metazoa; Arthropoda; Insecta; Lepidoptera; Crambidae
Source: the annotation of a GenBank genome assembly
UGCUACGUAGCAAUAAGGUCGCCCUUUGUAAUCUUUCUCUUUUUUCUAUCUUCUCUGUAUUAUGUCCUGUCUAGCGUGCAAUAAAGAAUAUUAUUAUUACGGAAUAAAAAUAUGAACGAUUUUGGAUAUUUCUAUGCGGUUUACCCAUAUUUAGUAGAUGAUGGGACUUCCCUAUAAUAUGUAUUUACCUUGAAUGUUAUCACAAUAUUUGGUUUUCCUGAAAUAUCCUGACAUGUGUCCUGAAAACCGUAUAAAUACGAGACAUCAUUACAAAAUGUGUCAUAAUUGUUACAGGCGUGUUGAGAGCAUGGUGUCGCGUAGGUGACCGGUCGCUUUAUUGUAAGAUGACAAGAGUAAGUGGGGGAAAGUACGAUGGCUCCAGACUGCGAGGAGGCGGAGCGUCUGAACGUGGACUACCAUCAGGAGCACCAGAGCAGGAGGAUCCUGCCGCAAGAGCCGGUACCUACGCACGCGUGGAUCGAGGAAGAGUUGGACCGGCCCGAUAGUGCCACCAACAGCCCUGGCGAGAACAGACGAUUGCUCAGCCCGACCAGUGUCUCCUCCAAAUCAAAACUCCAAGCUGGUCUCACUCUAGCAGUGUGCAAUGUUCCCAAGAAAUAUCCGCAGAUUUCAAAAUGUACCAGACAAAAAACGAAAUUCGAAAAGAGAAAGGAGAAGCUAAUAGAUUUCCUCAGGCCGCCUUACUUCAUAGUCUCGAUGAUUAUUUUAAUUAUUUGUAUACAUCUUUGGUUGCCGGAAGAGGCACGCGCGUGGCUAGAGUGGUCGCCGGGCGCAUGGCGCCGCGAGCCGUGGCGUCUGCUCACGUACGGCUGCGUCCACGCGAGUGCUGCUCAUCUCGCGCUGAAUGCUGUCGUAGCACUCGCUGUGGGUUGGCGACUCGAGCGUGAGCAGGGUUGGUGGCGGGUGGUGAUAGUGUGGGCGGGCGGCGUGGCUGCGGGCGCUUUAGGAGCGGGGGCGCUGCAACCGCGCGUGCGCGUCGUGGGCGCUUCUGCUGCUGUCUACGCGCUGCUCACGGCGCAUUUGCCCAACGUGUGUCUCAGAUUCGGUCACAUUCCUCUGUGGUGGUUCCGCCCGCUAAGUGUGCUGGUGCUGGGUGCGUCGGAGGGUUGCUGGGCGCUGGUGCGCGCGGCGCCGGCGGCGGCGGCGCAGGCGCAGGCGCGCGCCCCCCCCCCGCCCCCGCCCCGCCCGCGGGGGGCGGCGACCACGUGGCGUGGGCCGCACACGCUCUAGGAGCGGCUGUCGGUGUGCCGCUCGCGUUCAUUGUAUUUAGUGGUGAAAACGAUUCAAAAAUCUUGGUGAAGGCGAGCCGCGUGCUGUCGCUAGGUCUACUGGUGAGCGGAGUGGUGGUCGCCGUCCUGAAUUUUACACUUUGGAACGACCUCGACCCUUACUGAGAAGUCUGCUUCAAUAAUUCAAUAGAAAAUGACUGAUAAACCUUCUGUCG